Messenger RNA from Rhodamnia argentea, 751 nucleotides. Its product is annotated as UPF0098 protein CPn_0877/CP_0992/CPj0877/CpB0906. The transcript is spliced from 2 exons. The coding region runs from base 101 to 631 and encodes 176 amino acids. The record is from RefSeq and is a predicted model, not a curated record. Lineage: Eukaryota; Viridiplantae; Streptophyta; Magnoliopsida; Myrtales; Myrtaceae.
CCUCUCAUCAUCGUCAUCGUCAUUCGCCAAUUACCACCAAGUCGAUCUCCCGUCAAAACCCUGAAGCGAUCUCCACUUCCUCCACUGGUUCAAGCGAAGCAUGAGACCGAUCGAAGCUUUACAUCCGACGGCGAGCGACGGCGAGUUCAGGCUGGUGUCUCCGCCGAUCGACUGGGAGGGGAAGCUGCCGAGGAAGUUCACCGACGAGGGCCAAGGCGCUCUCAAGAACGUGUCGCCGCCGCUCGAAUGGUACAACGUACCGGAGGGGACGGAAAGCCUGGCCCUUGUGGUGCAGGACAUCGACGUGCCCGACCCGAGCAGCCCGAUCGUGCCGUGGACUUGCUGGGUGGUGGCCAACAUCCCGCCGCACCUGAAGGGCCUUCCGGAGGGCUUCUCGGGCAAGGGGGAGGAGCUGGGCGGCGACUACGCCAAGAUCCAAGAAGGCCACAACGACCACAAGGUGCCCGGGUGGCACGGGCCGAAGCUGCCGUCCCACGGCCACCGCUUCGAGUUCAAGCUCUACGCCUUGGAUGAGAAGCUGAACGUAGGCCACAAGGUGACCAAAGAGAAGCUGCUGGAGGCGAUGGAAGGGCAUGUUCUUAGAGAGGCCGUGCUGAUUGCUAAGUUCUGAGGUUUCGAAAAUUUCUGAGGUUGAAUGUGAGACUCUGGUUAUGUACUCCCAGCAAAUUUGAAAAGCGAUGUAAAGGGUAAUAAUGUAAUUUUGCUCAAGGGGGUAAUUGAGAAUAUUUAU